CCACCCAAACACCGAUCCGGUCAGGCAUAUUGCUGGGCACUUCCAGGUCCUCCUUCCUUUUUUUCGCCCCUGAGCUAGUCGACGCCAAGAUGAACGACAGUGUCACACUCAGGACUCGGAAGUUCAUGACAAACCGCUUGCUUCAGAGGAAGCAAAUGGUUCUGGAUGUCCUGCACCCUGGAAAAGCAACAGUCCCCAAGACUGAAAUCAGGGAGAAGCUUGCCAAAAUGUACAAGACCACGCCUGAUGUGGUGUUCGUCUUUGGUUUCAAGACUCAAUUCGGUGGCGGCAAGACUACAGGUUUCGCCAUGGUCUACGAUUCACUGGACUAUGCCAAGAAGAAUGAGCCCAAAUACAGACUGGCCAGACACGGCCUCUAUGAGAAGAAAAAGACCUCCAGAAAACAGCGCAAGGAGAGAAAGAAUAGAAUGAAGAAAGUACGCGGCACCAAGAAAGCCUCUGUUGGUGCUGCUGGCAAAAAGAAAUGAGAUGUCAGGAAAAGUGAGACCUUCAGUGGAGAUGAUCAUCCUGAAUGUUCUUGUAUAUUGUCCGCAAAUAAAUUUCUAAAAGGA
This is a messenger RNA of Ictalurus punctatus (channel catfish), 572 nucleotides long. RefSeq names its product ribosomal protein S24 (gene rps24). Lineage: Eukaryota; Metazoa; Chordata; Actinopteri; Siluriformes; Ictaluridae. The transcript has 6 exons. Bases 90 to 488 code for a protein of 132 amino acids. Gene Ontology annotation, molecular function: structural constituent of ribosome. Gene Ontology annotation, cellular component: ribosome. Gene Ontology annotation, biological process: translation. The record is from RefSeq and is a predicted model, not a curated record.